Messenger RNA from Clunio marinus, 996 nucleotides. Lineage: Eukaryota; Metazoa; Arthropoda; Insecta; Diptera; Chironomidae. The record is from the annotation of a GenBank genome assembly.
AUGUUGAUUAUUAAAGAUUUCAAAUGGCUGCAAACAGAAGAUUCAAUUAAAAUUUUAUUGCCAAUUAAAUUUGUUGGAAAGGAAAUUGAUGUUUCGACUCACGAGAAAUUUGUGAAAAUUUAUGCAGCUCCAUAUUAUUUCGAAGCAUUCUUGCUUCAUCCAAUUAUCGAGAACGAGAGUCUCUGUCAGCUUACGAAGAGUGAAAUAAGACUGUGCUUAAAAAAGGCAGAAUUAAUUGAAUGGGAAAAACUUGAGCGAGAUUUUCAAGAUAAAGCGGAAAAACUUCGAGUGAAAAAUGAAAUUCUGGAACAAGUUCAAGUGCAAACGAAUAAAAAGUUGGAACAUAAACUAAAACUUAAACAAGAAACAAAGCGAAGUGAAGUUCAGAAUGCAAUGGCUAGCGAUGCGAAGGUUCGAGAAUCAAUUGAGAUUAUGAAGAAGAAAGCAAUUGAGUGUGAAAUGUCAAAAGUUCAAGCUCCUAUUCAAACACUGAGUAAAUUGAAAGCAAAGCCAAUUUGUGAGAUUCCUGGUAUUCGAAAAACGGCUUCCAUAGAAAUUCAAUUCAGCAAGCGAAACUUUGCUACACCAAAGCGAGAAUCGCAAGAUUAUGCAGAACAGCAGUGGAUUCUGAAACAAAAUGAAGCACGAAAGGCGAUUGGGUUUGUUCCCGAUGACUUGAGACCGGAAGAACGUGAUCCAAUAUAUCUCAAGAAGAAAGGCGAUGAGUUCUUUCAUCAGUCUAAUUAUCUUGCUGCAAUUUCCGCUUAUUCUACAGGAAUUAAACUCACUGAUAAAUUCUAUGAACUUUUUCUCAAUCGUUCAGCAGCACAUUUGACUCAAGGAAAUUUUCAAAGAUGCGCUGAAGAUUGCACAAAAGCUCUUGAGCUUUUGAACCCACCAGUUGCUUCUAAUUUAAAAGCAAGAGUUCAAGCAAUAGCACGACGUGGUGCUGCACUCAACAAAAUCAUUCGUACUUCAUCGGAUCAAGAUGGAUGA